Molecule: messenger RNA, 1606 nt
Organism: Botrytis deweyae
Lineage: Eukaryota; Fungi; Ascomycota; Leotiomycetes; Helotiales; Sclerotiniaceae
Exons: 4
Coding region: 342-1442 (366 amino acids)
Molecular function (GO): arylformamidase activity
Source: RefSeq, a predicted model, not a curated record
AAUAUUGACAUCGUUUCUCCUUCAUAUAAAUACUGCACGUUUCCAACAGUUUAUCCCCAAGUUUUCAAGGCACAUAUUGGCAUCAAAACAGAGGGUUCCUUGAUAUGUUCCAAAUGUCAAUGAUUUGCUAUCUGCUAUAACUACCUACCUAUGACCGGCUUUUGCUGAAUACGAUGUCAAACUCAAACUUGCCUCGGGAUGAAGGGAGCGGGGGAGCUACUCGGUACUUCCUCGCUCUAUCAACAGACCGGUAAAUAGGAAGCUUGAGGUGUGGAACCUCGUGAACUUGAGAUCUUCCUUCAUUCACAGAAAGGGCUCAAGAUCAUAAUUACUAUUUGAAAAUGUCAGAUAUGCAAUCCAAAGUUAACAGUCGACUCACUCAAGUCACCGAUUUCUUAACCGGCAACAAGACUGCCACGACCAUUCCAUUCGACCCUACUUCCACCAAGUUUCCCAAUAGAAAGGAUGUUCCACGAAGAGAGGAUGCACCCGAAGGAGCUGCGUGGGUUUGGGGGCCUGAUGAUUAUAUUGGAAGAUUAAAUCUUCUCACCCCAGCUCGAGUCACUGCCGCAUCCAAUGAAAUCCAAAGCGGGGAGAUUGUUCCAUUGAACCUCCCUUUGAACGUACCAGAAGUACCAGCUUUUCAUCGAGAACCGUUUGAGCAUAGCAUUAAAGAGCUAGCUCCGGGAUUGGCGUAUGAUGAUGUAUAUUCAUUAAACACACAAUCAGGUACACAAUGGGAUGGUUUCAGACAUAUUGCACACAUGCCCACAGGCAACUUUUAUAAUGGGACUAAAGGGAAGGAUAUAAUUGGAGCUGAAAAGGAUGAUAACAAAUGUGGAAUUCAUCAUUGGGCUGAGCAUGGCAUAGCUGGUCGCGGUAUCUUGAUUGACUACUGGACGUAUGCAAAGGAGAACGGAAUUGUCUAUGAUCCAUUUGACUAUCACACUAUAUCCUACGCAGAAUUGCAAGCUGCCGGAAAAGCCCAAGGUAUCGAUAUCCGCCCCGCUUCCCAAGGCGGCAAUAUUCAAAUCGGAGAUCUGCUUUUCAUUCGUUCGGGCUUCGUAUCUACAUACCACAGCAAAUCACCAGAAGCACGAAAGGCCGCUGCUCUCAGACCACACGGAAUCGGACCUGAUGAUGGUCAGAGGUGGGCCGGUCUCAAGCAAGAUGAGGAUAUGCUCGAUUGGUUGCAUGAUUGCUACUUUUCGGCUGUCGCAGGUGAUGCGCCUGCUUUUGAGGCUUGGCCAUCGCAAGAGCAUUACAUGUUACAUGAAUAUAUACUCGCCAUGUGGGGUAUGCCUCUGGGAGAAAUGUUUGACUUGGAGAAAUUGGCAAAGAUGUGUAGAGAAAAAGGAAGGUGGAGCUUCUUUGUUACUAGUGCUCCGAAUCACUGUCAAGGAGGUGUAUCCAGUCAUGGAAACGCAAUUGCUAUAUUUUGAGAGUUGGCGCAAGUGUAACUUGUCUGUAUAUCUUCGCCAUUCCUUUUUGGGGGGUAUUUCAUCACAUUGCCAUGUGUGGUCAAUAUAUAGUUUUCUUCUUUCCAUAAAUAUAUACAUUGUAUCCUUUAUCUCCUGCCCCUGAAUCAAAUCAGACUCAUCAAAUC